Molecule: messenger RNA, 4932 nt
Organism: Trichomycterus rosablanca
Lineage: Eukaryota; Metazoa; Chordata; Actinopteri; Siluriformes; Trichomycteridae
Gene: nwd1
Product: NACHT and WD repeat domain containing 1
Exons: 20
Coding region: 1-4893 (1630 amino acids)
Molecular function (GO): protein binding
Source: RefSeq, a predicted model, not a curated record
AUGUUGGCUGUAGGAAAUGAAGUGGCUGUGAUGGAACUGAUAGAGGCUCUGGGAAUCGAGGCUCUGCGUGGACACAAUACGAGCUGUCCGCAGCCUCCAUCCAAUGUGGUCCGAGUGUUCAUCAGCUCAACUAUUUCAGAUUUGGCCAGUGAAAGAAAUGCCUUUUGGGAGAAAGCAUAUCCUGAAUUACAAGGCUUCUGUCAGAAUCUUGGCCUUGUCUUUGAGGUUGUGGAUUUCAGAUGGGGCAUGUCCGAUUCAAUAAUCGGUGAUCACAUUACGACUGAAUUGUGCCUGCAGGAGAUCAAGUUAUGUCAGAAAGUUUCUGCUGGUCCUAGUUUUCUUGCUUUUGUAGGGACUCAGUAUGGUGCCCGUCCCCUCCCACGCUUCAUAUCAGAAAGCGAGUUUGAUGUACUGCUAUCCAAAUUGUCCAAGGACCGAGAAGGCUUGACACUUGUUAAGAAAUGGUUCAUUAGAGAUGAUAACUCGGUACCACUGAAAUACAUCCUACAGCCAAUCAGCAUCCACUAUCCUUAUUACAAUGACACAACACCUGAGGCUAGAGCACAACACGAUGGGAAUGUUUUGUCCUGGAAUCUCACUGAAGCUCGGCUGUUGCAGCUUUUAUGCAGUGCAGCACUACAAGCCGAGAAGGACGGGGACAUCAGUCCUGAGCAGAAGCACAAGUUCUUCAAGUCAAUGACUGAGUGGGAGCUGGAAGACGGGUUUCUCAGAUGUCAGCAGGAUCAGGACCAGCCUUUAGCUGUCAUCUUCAUGAAGGAACUUGCUAAUUUAAAGAAAAGUGAAUACAAUAAGCAUGCCAGCAAGUUUUUGGAUGUCACAGCUGAUGGUCUCUUGGACACUGAGGCCCAGGAACUCUUGACCAAUCUAAAACAACGCAUCAACAAUGCCUGCUUAGGCAAACUUGAAAUCCAGAGCUUGGAACUUAACAAUGCUGCUAUUGAUGUGAACCGUAAAGAACACAGGAACUAUCUGGAGAAAUUUUGUGAGCAGGUCAUGUCUCAGAUAAAGAGCAAGAUUAACAGACAAGCACCUCCGAUCAUAGAUGGAGGGUCGCUUUGGCUUCAACAGGAACUUUUUCAUCAUGCAAAUUUAAGUUAUCAGAGAUGUUCUGUUUUUACUGGAAGAGACGGUCUUCUUGCCAAGCUUGGCCUCAUAAUAUGGGAAUCUACAAAUUUUCAUCACCCCCCUCUUAUUGUAUACGGUCCUCCGGAAACUGGUAAGACUGCUCUGUUGUGCAAGCUAGCCCAGCAGAUGCUAGCUGUCCUGGAACCACAAGCUGUGGUCGCUCUACGUCUGCUUGGUACGUCUCCGCUCAGCACAGAUGCCGACUCUGUUCUUAGGGGAAUUUGUUUUCAGGUUUGCGGAGCUUUUGGGCUGGCAACCCCCUGCCCACAGACAGCAAAAUCACAUGACAAGUUGGUAACGUUCUUUCAUGCCAUGCUGCAACAAGUGUCCAAAAAAGGAGAAACCCUUGUGCUUAUCCUUGAUUCUCUGGACCACCUAUCACAGACCAGCAAUGCUCAUACGUUGCAGUGGAUUCCCAAAGAAAUUCCACCCAACGUGCAUUUAGUCAUGUCAGCCCUGAACCAUGGUUCUCCCUUAAAGAAACUUAAUGAAAUGUUUAACGAUGAAACAUUUUUCCUUCAAGUUGAGCCUUUGACUUCUGGUCAAGGGCAGGCCAUCAUUGAUGCCAGUAUGAGUGCUGCUGGACAGAGACUCACGUCAGAACAGGUGCAGGCUAUUCUCCAAAGCUUCCACAAGACUGGAAGUCCCUUACAUCUUAAACUAAUUCUGGACAUGGCAAAGCAGUGGUCAUCCUACACCAAUAUGUCUGAGAUUUAUCUUGGCAGCUCAGUGCAGGAAAUUAUAUCAUUAUUUCUCCAAAGGCUGGAAAUAAAGCAUGGCGAGAGACUGGUCUGCCACGCUCUGGGUUACAUCAGCCUAUCCAGAUGUGGCUUAUCGGAGGCAGAACUUCGAGAUGUUUUGUCUUUAGAUAACGAUGUCCUGGCAGAGGUCUAUCAGAGCUGGCUUCCUCCAAGUCACACACUUAUACGCUUUCCUCCUCUACUUUGGGCACGCCUCAAACACGACCUAGGGGAUUAUCUAAUGGAACGAUGGGAAAAUGGCAUUGUUGUGUUGGGGUUCUCUUUAAGGAACUUUACCGAGAUGGUUCAGGAGAGGUAUCUUACUGCGGAGAAGCGGGUUGAAAUGCACAUUAUUCUCAGCGAGUACUUUUCAGGCCAGUGGAGUCAAGGCCAACUCAAACCUAUACAUUUGCCUUCGCUGAAAACCCAACUAAAUGCUGACAGAAAGGUACCCUGUCAGCCCCUGUGGUUUACUGAAGGAAUCGCCAAUCUUAGGAUGCUGCACGAACUGCCUUAUCACCUUAUACAUGCAGAGAAAUUGGAGGAACUGUGUAAAGCAGUGAUAGGUAAUCUGGAGUGGUUAUAUUGCAAGACUCUCAGCUGUGGAGUGGCCAGUGUAAUUCAGGAUCUGUCACUCUGUCUUGAUGUCAUGGACUGUCCUGAAAUCAAGCUCAUCCGUGACUGCUUUCUACUGCUGAAGCCCACCAUAGAUUUUAUUGAUGGACACAUUGACCCAUCCCUCCUGUUCACCGAGCUAUGUGCCAGACUUCAGGCUCUCGCCCCUGCGUAUCACUCUCUGAUUGGAUGCCUCUGCUCUGAUUGCCAUGAUUGGUUUGCUUCCUGUCCAGACCCUGUACUUGUGCCCAAGUGUACCUUCCUACAAUCCCCGGGAGGGCCUUUGGAAAGCACGCUCAGUAGUUUUGUAAAAGGAUUUACAGCAGUGGAUGUUUGUGCCGAGAGGGAUUUGCUGAUAGCAGGUUCUGUAGAUGGAGUGCUGAUAUUGUGGGACCUAAAACAUCUCGAGGUGCUUCAUACACUUGUAGGACACACAGGGGCGGUUCAGUCUGUGAAGCUUGUACAAGGAGGUGACCAUUGCUUAUCUACUGGACUUGAUGGUUCUCUUAAGAAAUGGAGUCUGCUUAGUGGAAAACAGAUCUACUGCAUCCCUGCUGCAGUUUCAGUCCAGCCCUGGUCUGCUGAACAGAUCCUUGUGUUUGAGUCUAGUGCCAUGGUUCUUUCUAAUGCACAAGGACAAGUCAAAUCAUGGCAUUUGGACACUGGUGAGCUCCUUUAUGAAGCUGAUGUGAAUGGAGAGUGUUCGAUUCUUGCUGGACUGGGAGAGGACGUGGCAGUGCUGUCCAGUGAUGGCCAGCUCUGGCUCCAUGACUCGAGCACUGGUGCACAGAAAUCCCACAGCCAGCUCAGCUCUGAACAGGGUUUCACUGUAUCCACUGUCCUCACACUUCCCAGACAUGAUAGACUCCUUGUUGCAUGCCAGGAAAGAUCACUGCUAUUGGUCUCAGCUACUGGGACUGUGGCAGAUGUUGAGCUUCUUGCUCCGGCUUCGUUUAUGUGCACCUCUGAGGAUGAGAAUGUGCUUUUUGCAGGCUGUGAGAGGACGUUGGCUGUCCUGCAUGUGAAUUCAGCCACUGUUCAGAAAACUCUGGAAUUUCAGCAUGAGGCCACAGUCUUAUCAGCAGUUUCUUACAGCAGUGGAAGCAAGGUCAUCACCGGCUCUCAGGAUCAUGUCAUACGGCUUUGGGGUUUAAUCACUGGUCAGCUGCUAGAUUGCUUCAGUGGUAUGGGAUCUCCUGUCACCUUCCUGUCCGUGUACAACACCAUAAUCAUCUCUGCUUCAACUACCUCUGAUUGCUUUAAACUGUGGCAGCCAGAAUACAAUCCCAAGCACAAAAGCCAGCCUUGUAUCCCUGCCAACUGCCCGAGGGUGGUCGCAUGCAAAGAUGGCAACACUGUUCACUUUAUCAGAAAAGAGGACAGAAAAAAGGUGUUCACAUGGAGCUUUUCUGAUGGUGAGCCAAACUGUCUGUCCCCCGACUUGAUGGACGUUUCCUCCGAGGUGUGCUGCAUGGAACUGGCUCAACAGAAACGUCUGCUCUUCUGUGGCCUCUGCAAAGGUACCGUUCUCAUCUACCCUUUAGAUUUUGCCCAGGAGACUCUAUGCCUGCUUCCUCCAGAAAGCCUGCACGCUGUGCGCAGCAUGGCCAUCAGUUCCAGGGAGGACAAGAUCGCUGUGGCCUAUGAGGAUGAGGUGUGCUUGUUCGAGAUCACAGCAAGGGAUAGCUUUCCGUGUGUGGAGGGUCCAUCCCACAGAUACUCCCUGUCCCUGCUCCACUCUCCUGUGUCCGCCAUGGCUUUGCUGCCCGACUGCAGACUCCUGUACGGCACUCUUGGGGGGGAAGUGGCUAUCUAUGACUUUCGGAGUGCCUCAGCAGCAGAGCUGGAUCACCAUGCGUCUGCUAUCACCUGCAUCGCAAUGAGCAACUGGGAUACACACGCUCUGGUCGGGUCAGCGGACUGUGUGCAGAAACUUUGGAGUUUGAAACCCAUGAUGUUGGACCAUACCAUGGAGUACAAGGGUUUUUACUUCGAAGGGGUUCUGUGUGCUGCCUUCUCUGUAAAUGAUAAAUAUGUGUUCACUGGUUCUCAGGACAAAACCAUCAAAGUUUGGGAUGUAUCUACAGGGUCCCUCUUGUAUAUCCAGUACGUCUACGCGGCUGUUAUUAGAAUUACACCACACAAGGAUGGGUUUGUAGCCAUUUCACAGAAUGGUUCCUUUAUUAAGGAGGGCUUUCACUGUCCCUACACUCUGCCAUCAGAUUAUAACCCACUCCGAAACUUCAGGGCUCACUAUCGUGUUACUUCACGUGAGAAAAGUCUGGACCCCACUCACAAUCUCUUUAAAGAUAUCCACAGUUAUAAUCCACUUCAGUUUAACCUUAUGAGUGUAUUGAAGACGAAAAAAUCCAACACAUGUGUGGUUCUAUAGAACACACACACACACACACGUACACACGUGUUUUUCAUG